Molecule: messenger RNA, 2925 nt
Organism: Lotus japonicus
Lineage: Eukaryota; Viridiplantae; Streptophyta; Magnoliopsida; Fabales; Fabaceae
Exons: 11
Coding region: 207-2573 (788 amino acids)
Biological process (GO): translation
Molecular function (GO): GTP binding; GTPase activity
Source: RefSeq, a predicted model, not a curated record
GAAUCUACAAGAGCAAUCUACUCUACACGGAUUGAGGAAAAGGGGGGGAGAUCUGAGAUGACAAUGUUGUCGCAGCCGCACUCCGAUUACACUCAUUGAUUUUCUCUCUCUUCACAUCAAAAUUCAAAACCCUAUUCCCUUUUCCUCUUCGCGAUUCCCAUUGAUUUCCCCUCAAGCUUCACUGUGCAUGCUCUCGCUCUGAGACCAUGCCUCGUAAAGUAAACUACGGACUCGAUUACUACGAAGACGACGACUAUGCCGACUACGACUACGAUCUUGACAUACAAGAACAACAUGUAACAGGAGAAGGACCUGAUACAAAGCAAGAGACCGUGAGACCUGGACUUUGGCCAUGCCCCAUUUGCACUUAUGACAACGAUGACAGUAUGACUACCUGCGAUAUUUGUGGUGUUGUACGUCAUUCCUUUGUUAACAUGGCAACUUCUAACACUAUCAAACCAGUUGAAGACAUAAGCAAAACUCCUGGAGCAUCCAAGUUGGCCAGGUCUCUUUUUCAACCAUUACCAAAACAGAUUCCCAAAGAGCUUGAAUUAUUUCCUAAGCAGGAUGAUGGUUUUCAGACAGGUGGCAGUGACUUCUACAAGCUUGAGAAUGUCCAAGGAGAAUUUCAUGAAAUUCAUAAGGCUUUUAACACUCAAAGCCAUCCCUAUUUAAACAUAGAUUCUUUCAAGUUUGAUGGUCCAUCCCCAGAUGAUGUGGUUUAUUCUGGCCUAAGUUCUUCAAAAAAGGGUCUGAAAGAUAAAGUUGCAAACUCAAAAACUAAUCAGCUUUCGUCAAGCAACAGAGAGAAAAAUGAACUUUUUGCACAACCAAAUGCUGAAAGUUUAGACAACUUAUCAUCCCUAAUGCAAAAGAGCAGGCAGGGAAGUUCAGCUGAUAACAAGCUGGCCAAAAAUGCAGAAAUUGAUUUGGUAACUGGUAAAACUUCAAACAGCUUACAAGCAUCUUUGGCAAAAGACAAAGGUGACAAUAUGAAUAAAAUAAAUUCUUCGAAAAGGGGUACGAUUGAUAUUCAAUCAAGCAAAGAAACAUUAGGUAGUUUGUCUGCACUGCCAAAAGUCAAAGAAAGUGAUAAGAUUAAUUUCUCUUCUACCAGAGAUGGAAAACCUGAAAGUGUUUCCAGCAGUUUUAACAACAUGGUUCUUGAUGUAAAAUCUGGAAAUUCUGAUAGUACUAAUUCUAGGGGAUCUCGUCCACAAGUCCCUUAUAAGCCGGAAAACUGGAUGCUCCCUCAGCAAUCUUCUAAAGAUGCAUUGUCUCAGCUGAAUCUUGCAAUUGUUGGUCACGUUGAUUCUGGAAAAUCUACACUAUCUGGUAGGUUAUUACAUCUAUUGGGACGAAUUUCCCCAAAAGAAAUGCACAAAUAUGAAAAGGAGGCCAAGUUACAGGGCAAGGGAUCCUUUGCUUAUGCUUGGGCACUUGAUGAAAGUUCUGAAGAAAGGGAAAGGGGAAUAACGAUGACAGUGGCUGUUGCUUAUUUUGACACCAAGAAAUAUCACGUUGUUGUGCUCGACUCCCCUGGCCAUAAAGAUUUUGUCCCUAACAUGAUUUCUGGGGCAACACAAGCUGAUGCUGCAAUUCUUGUUAUAGAUGCCUCACUUGGUGCAUUUGAAGCAGGUAUGGAUGGUAGCAAAGGACAAACAAGGGAGCAUGCACAACUUAUUAGAAGUUUUGGUGUUGACCAGGUUAUAGUUGCUGUAAAUAAGAUGGAUGCUGUGGGAUACUCCGAAAAUCGAUUUGAUUUUAUUCGGCAGCAGCUCGGAAGUUUUCUCCGCACAUGUGGAUUCAAAGAGUCUUCUCUAUCAUGGAUUCCCAUGAGUGUGAUGGAAAAUCAAAAUUUGGUAGCAUCCCCUAAGGACACUGAUUUUAAAAACUGGUAUAGUGGACCUUAUCUAUUAGAGGCAAUUGACUCGCUCCAACCUCCUAUUAGAGAAUUCUCAAAACCUCUACUAAUGCCAAUAUGUGAUGUUAUCAAAUCAACUACACUGGGACAGAUUUCUGCUUGUGGUAAACUGGAAGCAGGAGCCCUUCGGAGUGGAUCAAAGGUCUUAGUUAUGCCUUCAGCUGUUGCGGGAACAGUACGCUCAUUGGAGCGUGACUCUAAUGUCUGCAAUAUUGCUAGAGCUGGAGAUAACGUAGCCGUAACGUUGCACGGUAUUGAUGGAAGUCAUGUGAUGGCAGGAGAUGUACUAUGCCAUCCUGACUACCCUGUUGCAGUUGCUAAGCAUUUGGAGUUGAAAGUGCUUGUCUUGGAUGGUGCAAAUCCCAUAUUGGUGGGAGCUCAGUCAGAGUUUCAUAUACACCAUGCAAAGCAACCUGCUAGAGUUUCGAGAAUAUUGUCGGUACUUGAUCCCAAGACUGGUAAGGUGACCAAAAAGUCCCCUCGCUGUCUCACUGCAAAGCAAAGUGCAGUCAUUGAGGUGACUUUGCAGGAACCGGUAUGUGUUGUAGAGUUCUCUACUUGUAAAGCUCUUGGAAGGGUGUCCCUCAGAUCAUUAGGAAGAACAAUUGCUGUCGGACUUGUAACAAGAAUAAUUGAAGAACAAGAAUAACAUGGAAACGUUCUGAGCACACCAUGUUUGCUGUUCCAGGAAACAUGUUUGUUUGCCAUCUUAGACUAGAUUAAGUUAUGCUGGCAGACAACCGGAAGCUAUGUGACUAUUGUUGAGGUUCUUGGGUCAAUAUGCGAAAUAUGUAAGCAAUAAGAAUGGUUAAGUUAUUCUAUUUUUUUGAUGUUAAUUUCGCCCCCUGUGUAUCAUAACUCAUAAGAGUGUUCCUCUUCAAUAGUCUGGACUUGUGUACUAUAGCAAUUUUGUUGGAACAGGAAAGCAUGCAUCCGUUGGAUGUAAUUGCUUUUAUUUUUUGAUAAUGCCUAAUGUUUAGCAUUGAUUGAUCUGAUCUAUA